Messenger RNA from Bombus impatiens (common eastern bumble bee), 894 nucleotides. Its product is annotated as nucleolar protein 16. The coding region runs from base 102 to 662 and encodes 186 amino acids. The transcript is spliced from 3 exons. The record is from RefSeq and is a predicted model, not a curated record. NCBI's taxonomy places the organism in Eukaryota, Metazoa, Arthropoda, Insecta, Hymenoptera, Apidae. Gene Ontology annotation, cellular component: nucleolus. Gene Ontology annotation, biological process: ribosomal large subunit biogenesis.
CCUGGUGAAUCUACAUUGCUAAGUAUACGCAUGCAGCAUGUGAGUUUGAAUUAGAAAUCCUAUUAUUUUCCAAGAACACGUAAUAGUGUAAGAUCAGAAAAAUGACGAAAAUUAAGAAGGUAAAACGGAGAAAGCAAUAUCGUACGAAUGUAAAUCGUAAACGAUUGCGAAAUAAACUGUCCAAGUUACCGACAAUACAAUGUCCUCAAAUAAAAAAAUCUUGGGAAGCAGCAAAAUCUACGCGAACUAAUUUAAACCAAAUGGGAUUGGCAUAUGAUCCAAAUGAUGCUUUGAAGAUACCAAACUUAAAGAGAGAGCAUAUUGAAAAAAUUUUAAAACAGAAAGAUGACAAUGUUGAUGAGAAAUUACAAACUGAAGAGGAAGAUGUUGAAAUUGCACCAAAGAUACAUGUGGCACAACAACUCGAGGCAGAGGCAAAGGCACCGAGAAAAAGGAAGUUUAUGCUACCAAAUAGUCAAGUGUAUUUCCUUACUUACUUAAUGGAUAAGUAUGGAGAAGAUUACAAGGCUAUGGCACUAGAUAAGAAAAAUUAUUAUCAACACACAUGGAAGCAAAUACGUGCUAAAAUUAAAGUAUUCAAAGGCAUCCCUGAACAAUACAAUAAAUAUCUUGAAAACAAAAAUAAAAGUAACAUUAAUUAAUUUCUUAUACUGUUUAGAACAAAUAUAUUCCAUUUUUUAUAUAAAUUUGUAUAUAAAGUAUUGCAGUAUAAAAUGAAUAUAUUAAUUAAUGCUUUUAUUUAGGUAAGUACAAAAACAGACAAGGCAAAAUAAUACUUAUUGUAUAAAACCACUGAUUUCUUUUAUAUUAUAUAUAUAUAUUAUAUGUAAUACUAUACAUUAUGAAUGAAUAAAAUAGAUUUAUGUUCCUAAA